GGGAGAGCGCGUGAGCGUUGAGUAUGGUCCAGACGCGCGAGCCACCGAGGAGCUGACAUCCAGACACCACUGAGGGCGGAAUCAGGUGACCAGCGGCGCCGAGCAUCAUGGGAGGAGUGGCUCCAGACUCCGGGCCGAGCGGCGUGAAGGCGCCGGACGGCGGGUGGGGGUGGGCGGUGCUCUUCGGCUGCUUCGUCAUCACGGGCUUCUCCUACGCCUUCCCCAAGGCCGUCAGCGUCUUCUUCAAGGAGCUCAUCAAGGAGUUCCACGUGGGCUACAGCGACACCGCCUGGAUCUCCUCCAUCGUGCUCGCCAUGCUGUACGGCACAGGGCCGAUCUGCAGCAUCCUGGUGAACAGGUUCGGCUGUCGGCCGGUGAUGAUGGUGGGGGGCAUCUUCGCGUCUCUCGGCAUGAUCAUGGCUUCCUUCGCCACCAGCAUCUUCCACAUCUACCUCACCACCGGCGUCAUCACAGGUCUGGGCCUGGCUCUGAACUUUCAGCCGUCCCUGAUCAUGCUGAACCGCUACUUCAGCGAGAAGCGUCCGCUGGCCAACGGGCUGGCCGCCGCGGGGAGUCCAGUAGCGCUGUGCUGCCUCUCACCGCUCGGACAGCAGCUCAGCUAUGCGUACGGCUGGAGGGGGGGCUUCCUCAUCCUGGGGGGGCUGCUGCUCAACUGCUGUGUGUGUGGGGCGCUGAUGCGACCGCUGACCGCCCCCAAGCGCCAGGACCAGGAGACGCCAGAAGCCGCGGAGGACCAGAAGGACGCGACGCCGACCGCGACGCCGCCCCCCAAGGCCAAGCUGCUGGACUUCAGCGUGUUCCGUGACCGCGGCUUUGUCAUCUACACGCUGGCGGCGGCCAUCAUGGUGCUGGGCCUGUUCGUGCCGCCGGUGUUCGUGGUCAGCUACGCCAAGCACCUGGGCGCCGAGGACACGCGCGCGGCGCUGCUGCUGUCCAUCCUGGGCUUCAUCGACAUCUUCGCCCGGCCCACGUGCGGGGUGAUCGCGGGCCUGCGCUGGGUGCGGCCGCGCUGCGUCUACCUCUUCAGCUUCGCCAUGGUGUUCAACGGCACAGCCGACCUGCUGGGCUCGUUCGCGCGCAGCUAUGACGAGCUGGUGGUGUUCUGCGUGUUCUUCGGCGUGUCGUACGGAAUGGUGGGUGCGCUGCAGUUCGAGGUGCUGAUGACUAUCGUGGGCACCGAACGCUUCUCCAGCGCCAUCGGCCUCGUGCUGCUCGUGGAGGCCAUCGCCGUGCUGGUGGGACCGCCCUCCGCCGGGCGCCUGCUGGACUUCACUCAUAACUACCAGUACGUGUUCCUGCUGGCGGGCUCGGAGGUGGUGCUGUCGGCGCUGGUCCUGGCCACCUGCAACUUCCUGUUCAUCAAGAAGAAGGAGCCGGAGCUGCCCGCAGUGAAAGAGCGCCCCCCGGAGGAGAUACGGGAGCUCAGCUGCGCGCCGAAGGAGGAGCAGGAGGUGCAGGCCGGCCCCAGUGGCACCUCCUCCGCCACCGCCUCCUCCGCCACCGCCUCCCAGGGCACCAGCGGCUCUAGUGGCUCCACCUCCCCGGCACUCAGUCCCGCCCCUGUUGCUGAGACGACCACCACCAAGGUGGAGGAGGGGGGCGGGGCCAGCGGGCCGCAGGUGGAACCCGAGUCCUCGCUCUGAGGAAGCGUCUGGUUUCCAUGGAGAUGAGACACUCCAUGUCACACUGUGAUGUGCAAUAUGCAAGUGUGUGUGUGUGUGUGUGCGUGUGUGUGUGAAAGAGAUAGGAAGUAAAACAACACAAUGGAGUUUUGGUGUAAAACUAGCAUGCUAGCUAGCUAAAAGGCAAACGUCACCCAGAGCCUUAUAGGCACUGAAGCUUUAGUGAGCUAGCUAGCUAAAAGGCAAACGUCACCCAGAGCCUUAUAGGCACUGAAGCUUUAGUGAGCUAGCUAGCUAAAAGGCAAACGUCACCCAGAGCCUUAUAGGCACUGAAGCUUUAGCGAGCUAGCUAGCUAAAAGGCAAACGUCACCCAGAGCCUUAUAGGCACUGAAGCUUUAGCGAGCUAGCUAGCUAAAAGGCAAACGUCACUCAGAGCCUUAUAGGCACUGAAGCUUUAGCGAGCUAGCUAGCUAAAAGGCAAACGUCACCCAGAGCCUUAUAGGCACUGAAGCUUUAGCGAGCUAGCUAGCUAAAAGGCAUGCAGAACCUUGCAAACACCACUCAGAGCCUUCUUGGCAAUGCUUAAAGGUUGCUAGCAUGCUAACUGGUGUCUUGCUGCGAGUUCUUUCAUUUUUUUAACUACAUUGUGCAUGUCCUGGAUGAUUAUCUGUCCAACACCUGACCAUUGAAUUUCUACACCAAAACUAAAUGACGGGGAUAUAUCUAGGCAGACUACUGUAGAAGGGUCUAGUAUCCGGUUCUAGGCAGAUUGAUGUAGAAGGGUCUAGUAUCCGGUUCUAGGCAGAUUGAUGUAGAAGGGUCUAGUAUCCGGUUCUAGGCAGACUACUGUAGAAGGGUCUGGUAUCCGGUUCUAGGCAGAUUGAUGUAGAAGGGUCUAGUAUCCGGUUCUAGGCAGAUUGAUGUAGAAGGGUCUAGUAUCCGGUUCUAGGCAGACUACUGUAGAAGGGUCUAGUAUCCGGUUCUAGGCAGACUACUGUAGAAGGGUCUGGUAGGGUCUAGUAUCCGGUUCUAGGCAGACUACUGUAGAAGGGUCUGGUAGGGUCUAGUAUCCGGUUCUAGGCAGAUUGAUGUAGAAGGGUCUGGUAUCUGGUUCUAGGCAGACUACUGUAGAAGGGUCUGGUAGGGUCUAGUAUCCGGUUCUAGGCAGAUUGAUGUAGAAGGGUCUGGUAUCUGGUUCAGAAGGGUCUGGUAUCUGGUUCUAGGCAGACUGCAGCAGGUUCUGACCUACCUCAGGCUCCCCAGAACCGGGUCCAGAAUGUGCAGCCGGAUAACAGAGCGCGCACACAGCUGUGUGUCUAGGGUUGGGGUCAGAUCAGACGUUCAGAAACCACCAUCUCGUGUGUGUGCGCGCGUGCGCGCGUGUGUGUGUGUGUGUGUGUGUGUGUGUGUAUUCAAACCUAUGGUUUACAUAGAACCUAUAGCUACUGUAGUGCAGCAAUGCAGUACAACAACAAUGUAUUUAGUCUUGUUUAUUUGCUAUUUUGUAUAUGUAUGUAUUUAUUAAUUUAUUUAUCAGUUCAUAUUAGAUAUAGGAAUAUAGUUGGAAUGACCUGUGAUGCAUUUAUUGUAUUUCAUUUUCAUUACUGUGGGCAUUCUCCUAGCAGGCAGCUUUAUGGUGCGUUACAGCAGUGGUUCUUAACUGUCUCCUAGCAGGCAGCUCUAUGGUGCGUUACAGCAGUGGUUCUUAACUGGCUUUGGGACCCACAGUUUCCCAUGUUCAUGAAGUCGCGACCCAUAUAUUUGUAUAGUGAUCAAGCCAACAGAUAUGGUGAGCUACAUGCUAAGACGCACAAAGUGCCUGUAGGCCUAUUUGUUUGGAACAUGCGGAUGUUUGGCAUUACAUUUGUGAAGUCUUCAACUCCUGAUGUCACCUUUCAGAGUGCUCGACAGGUUUGU
Messenger RNA from Alosa sapidissima (American shad), 3561 nucleotides. Its product is annotated as monocarboxylate transporter 4-like. The record is from RefSeq and is a predicted model, not a curated record. The coding region runs from base 108 to 1664 and encodes 518 amino acids. Gene Ontology annotation, molecular function: monocarboxylic acid transmembrane transporter activity. NCBI's taxonomy places the organism in Eukaryota, Metazoa, Chordata, Actinopteri, Clupeiformes, Clupeidae. Gene Ontology annotation, biological process: transmembrane transport; monocarboxylic acid transport. The transcript is spliced from 5 exons. Gene Ontology annotation, cellular component: membrane.